AUGCCGUCCCUACAUUCGCUCACCCCAGACCGUCGAGCGCCGUGGACCUCGACAAGACGGACCCUGGCUCUUAGCCUUGCAUGCCUUGCAUUCCUUGCCAUACUCAUUUUGGGAAUGGCUCAGUUUGUUAUUGAUGCAUCGUCCGGACCGAAAGAUCUGUUCCUUUUCAAGAGACAAUUCCAACUUGGUAGCCUCUUAGGUGGAGGGGCCGAACAUCAAGGAAUUCCUAUGAUCUCCGCCGCAAGCAAUGUCCAGAACCUGAUCCCUACGGACCACAUCUCUGUUGAGUCGAGUGCUGCACCACUACAACCAGCGCCCUCUGGACAUGUCGCAGACAACCUGGAAGGCAAUGUUGCAGGGCUCUCUGGAAGGCUGGAGACCUUGUCAUCCACGAAUGCACCAGCCACUGCCGGCUCAACUGGGCAACAAGAACCCCCGAACACGGCGUUCAUGACCCUGCAAUCUCUGAGCCUCGGGCCUAACCCCAUUCUCGAAUCUACUUUCCGCAGUGUCAUCUAUGCCACCACAGGCGGAAGCAUUGGAGCAGAGGUUUUAAGCACUCCAUUGACCUCGAAUCCGACACCGAUCCUUUCAAGUGAUUUGGUUGGCGAUGCGGAAGGACCUGCAGCCCCUGGCCAAGAGACUGGUCGCAUUCCUUACUUAUCUCAACUCGGUGAUAUUACCAGACAACCUUCCGGUGUCGAUACUGCGUUUUCGAAGCAAACGGCGUCUCAAAUCCUCCCAAUGGCUGCGCCAACUCCUUUGAACGCGGCUGAUAUCCUGGAUCCAAUCACUCCUCUAGUUGCAGGCCGCCUUUGCGAAACGGUUGAGGGGUAUCUUCCUCUAAACUCCCCUGCUCAGGCUAGAAGCUUGAGCAUCGCGAUUCAUGAUGGGAGUGACAUCAGCAAACACAUGCCCAAUUCCAUGGGUGACUCGGCCAACUCAGUUAAUGGGCAACUUUGUGUCGUCAGACAGAUUGUUGCCGGUGUGCUCCGAGAAGUGAUUACGCCAUGUUCAGUUGCGAGAGCCAAUUCUGCAUCACCUGACACUGAUACUGCACCGAGCGCCGGUCAAGAGGGCUCAGCGACUGGCUCAAGUGGUAAUAUACCCGAGAAUGCCCCUUACCCAGCUCCAAUUUCCUCUGGUCAAAUACAGGCCUCCGGAUCACCCACUGUGAAGCUGCCAGACUCCGGAAAUGUCCGUCAAGAUGGAUUGACAUCCCCGCUAAAGUGGGAUGCCUCCGGACAAAGCACAAGUGGUGGAUCUUCGGGAGUUGACCCAAACUUGGGAGCGGCACGAUUAGGCGGCCCUGGAUCAUUGAAUGGUUGGAGUGAUGCUGGUGAAGGUAGAUGA
This is a messenger RNA of Ilyonectria robusta, 1353 nucleotides long. RefSeq lists its product as uncharacterized. The record is from RefSeq and is a predicted model, not a curated record. Lineage: Eukaryota; Fungi; Ascomycota; Sordariomycetes; Hypocreales; Nectriaceae. The transcript has 2 exons. The coding region runs from base 1 to 1353 and encodes 450 amino acids.